Molecule: messenger RNA, 2079 nt
Organism: Zingiber officinale
Lineage: Eukaryota; Viridiplantae; Streptophyta; Magnoliopsida; Zingiberales; Zingiberaceae
Product: oligopeptide transporter 5-like
Exons: 6
Coding region: 1-2079 (692 amino acids)
Biological process (GO): transmembrane transport
Molecular function (GO): oligopeptide transmembrane transporter activity
Source: RefSeq, a predicted model, not a curated record
AUGGAUGACUCGCCAAUAGAACAAGUGCGACUGACAGUUCCUUCGACGGACGAUCCAACGUUGCAAGUGUUAACAUUCCGCAUAUGGAUUCUUGGUGUUCCACUCUGCAUCCUGCAGUCGGUGUUGCUUCGAAUCUCUUCUUUCAGGCAGCAGUUCAUCAACAUAUCAUCCGUUUGUAUCGAUAUCUUCUUGUAUGUUGGAUGUAAUUUGUUAGCCAGAGUUUUGCCAAAUAAAGUUGUGAGAAUCCCGGGCACAAGAUGGAGCUUUUCGCUGAAUCCGUGCUCCUUCAAUAUCAAAGAACAUAUCGCCAUGUCCAUAUUUGUUAAUUCGGUAGGCAGUCCAGGCUUUUCCAAUAUCAGUGUAGCCAAGAUCUUUUACCACAAAGAAAUUCAUAUUUUACCCGCUUUGCUCUUGGUUAUAUCAACUCAGUUCUUGGGUUACGGAUUUGCUGGUUUGUUUCUAAAAUUUUUUGUGGAUUCAACGUAUAUGUGGUGGCCCAGUGUACUUGCCAAUAUCUCAUUUUACAGCAUCAUCCCUGCUUAUUUCUUCCAGUCUAUUGCUGCUCUCUCCUUUGUGUGUUGGAUAUGGAAGGACUCAAUCACUGCACAACAAAUUGGCUCCGGGAUGAAUGGACUCGGCAUUGGAUCAAUUUCGCUUGAUUGGAUGACUAUAACAAGUUUUUUAGGAAGCCCUUUGGUUCUCCCUUCAUUUGUGAUAUUCAAUAGUUUGAUUGGAUUUAUCGUGAUCACAUACAUUAUUAUACCCUUCUCUUAUUGGAGUAAUGCAUAUGAAGCAAGAAAGUUUCCACUGUUUUCGACCAAUAUCUAUGAUUCUCAUGGGCACAAAUACAAUGUCUCAAGAAUUAUAGAUUCUAACACUCUCGCGUUUAAUCAAGAAGCCUAUGAUAAGUACUCCAAGAUAUACUUCACUACUUCUCUGCUUUAUUGUUACGCAUUUAGUCUUGCUCAAUACACAUCCUCUAUUUCUCAGAUGACUCUUUUUUAUGGGAGAUCACUGUGGCAAAAAUUUAAGAAAGCAUAUAAAGACGAUGAUGAGCUAGAUGUGCAUGGGAGGCUAAUGAAGCAAAAUUAUGAAUCUAUUCCUCAGUGGUGGUUUUACUCCAUAUUGUUGUCUAUGAUCGGCAUGGCAAUUCUGGUAUGUGAAGGUUUUGGAGGUCAAUUUCAACUUCGUUACUGGGAAGUUUUGUUGGCAUGCGCUUUGGUUUUUCUGUUCCUUCCAUUGGAAUGUAUACUCGAAGCAAUUGCUGGUUCGGGAUUCACAUUAGAUUUGUUAUUGGAAGCCAUCAUUGGAUACUUGAAUCCAGGCAAACCUCUAGCCAACAUGGCUUUCAAAUUAUAUGGAUCAGAGGCUCACCUAGUGGCAGCCUCUGCUAUAUCUAGCUUCAAAGCAUCACACUAUAUGAAGAUUCCUCCAAAAAUCUUAUUUCACCUCAUGAUUUUAGGCACGACGAUUUCAUGCUUCACCGAUUUCGGCAUAGCAUGGUGGAUGCUCCGAUCAAUAGACAAUAUUUGUCAACCAGACUUACUUCCGGCGGGAAGUCCUUGGACAUGUCCCAGUGAGAAAGUAAUGUACCUCUCUGGGGUAACAUGGGGGCUUGUUGGACCUAGCAAGACGUUUUAUCCCGAUGGCAUGUACUCAGUAGUCUUCAUCUUUGCUCUAAUAGGACUCGUUGCACCAAUUCCCAUUUGGUUAUUAUCACACAAGUAUCCUGAAAAGAAAUGGAUUGGACUCAUUAACUUUCCAAUUAUAUUCAGUGCCGCUCUUGUUCUACCUUUCGGCGGGAUGUUGGGUUAUUGGAGCUGGUUUAUUGUUGGUUUCCUCUUCAACUAUUUCAUCUAUCAUAAACAUAGAGAAUGGUGGACUAGAUAUAAUUAUCUAUUAUCUGUUGGACUUGAUGCCGGCUCUGCAUUUUUUGUUCUUCUGCUGAGCGUCUCUCUUCAGUUUCAGGGUAUAUAUGGAACGAAUUGGUGGGGAUUAGAAUUAAGUGAUCAUUGUUCAUUGGCAAAUUGUCCCACAAUACCUGGUGUGAUUAUCGAAGGUUGUCCCAUAAUUCAGUGA